Molecule: messenger RNA, 578 nt
Organism: Dermacentor silvarum
Lineage: Eukaryota; Metazoa; Arthropoda; Arachnida; Ixodida; Ixodidae
Exons: 5
Coding region: 129-578 (149 amino acids)
Biological process (GO): proteolysis
Molecular function (GO): metalloendopeptidase activity
Source: RefSeq, a predicted model, not a curated record
ACUAUGAGUACCUUACGGGAGGUGGCAUAGAUGGACUGAAGUCACUGUACAAAAUUAAAGAUUAUGUAGCUGAAAGAAAUGUUACGUACGAAGACUACGAUUUGAUCUACUUUCUUACAGGCUAUGACAUGGUUGCAGUACAAGGAAGCGUAAGGGAGUCGACUCUUGCAGGCUUCGCCUUUGUUGGGUCCGCCUGCACACCUACACGUGAGCAGCUUGGUGAAGACACUGCACACACUUACCGAGGAAUUCGCAUCAUGACACACGAGAUGGCGCACACAUUGGGGUGCUCGCAUGAUGGGACGGCUGUGGAUGGUCACUUGAAAGGAUAUAAAGCUGACUCCAUGAACUGUCCAUGGCAGGACGGUUACCUGAUGAGUUAUAUAGAAGAGGACAGCAGAAGCAUGAGAUUCUCAUCAUGCUGUGACUACGAUAUGUCGCGGUAUUCCUGGUCACGUGACCAGGAGAGGAUAAGAGCCGCGCCGAGGGAGGGCAGGUCACGUUACCAGCCGAGCAGGAGAGGUGCACUGGGGGAGGAGGCGACCAAUGAGAGGGCGCGCACUGGGGGGAUGAGGUGA